AUGCCGAUCCUCACAAAGAACAACUAUGAAAAUUGGAGUACCAAGAUGAAUGUGUUACUAGAAGCUCAAUAUGUGUGGGAUAUCGUUGAGAAAGGCUUCAAGGAGCAAGAUGAAGUCUCGCUAAGCCAAUGUGUAAAGGAGACAUCGAAGGAGUCAAGAAAGAGAGACAAGAAAGCUCUCUUCCUUAUUUAUCAAUCGGUGGAUGAAGAUACAUUUGAGAAGAUCUCCAACGCAACGACGACCAAAAAAGCAUGGGACAAACUUCAAACUUGCAACAAAGGAGUUGAACAGGUGAAAAAGAUUUGUCUUCAAACUCUUAGAGUCAAUCAACUUAAAAGAAAUGGCGAAGAUGUUGAUGGGGUGAAAGUCAUGGAAAAAAUACUUUGCACUUUAAAUCCAAGUUUUGACUUCAUUGUUAGCAACAUUGAAGAAAACAUGGAUUUAAAGACCAUGACUAUUGAGCAACUAAUGGGUUCCUUACAAGCAUACGAAGAAAAACAAAAGAGAAAAAUUAAACAAAAGGAGGCUAUAGAGCAACUACUACAACUCAACAUAAAGGAAAUAAAUUAUACGAAUUACAAGAGCCAAAGAGGACAAGGUCGUGGCCAAGAUUGUGGGCAUGGACGAGGAAAUGGAAGAGAAGGAAGAGGCGGUUACAACAACUACUAUAACAAUGGAGAAAGAAGUUGGAAUCCACAAGCAACAAGAGAUCGUGGAAGAGGAAAUUCAUGGUCGAGGUGUGACAAAUCACAAAUCAAGUGCUUCAACUGCAACAAGAUCGGUCAGUAUGCAUCUGAGUGUAGAUUCUCGAAGAAGGUUGUGGAGAAAACUAACUUUGUAUAA
Molecule: messenger RNA, 843 nt
Organism: Lathyrus oleraceus (garden pea)
Lineage: Eukaryota; Viridiplantae; Streptophyta; Magnoliopsida; Fabales; Fabaceae
Exons: 2
Coding region: 1-843 (280 amino acids)
Molecular function (GO): zinc ion binding; nucleic acid binding
Source: RefSeq, a predicted model, not a curated record